Rhopalosiphum padi (bird cherry-oat aphid) is the source of this 2355-nucleotide messenger RNA. Its product is annotated as xaa-Pro aminopeptidase ApepP-like. Gene Ontology annotation, molecular function: metalloaminopeptidase activity. The record is from RefSeq and is a predicted model, not a curated record. NCBI's taxonomy places the organism in Eukaryota, Metazoa, Arthropoda, Insecta, Hemiptera, Aphididae. Bases 278 to 2344 code for a protein of 688 amino acids. The transcript is spliced from 14 exons.
AUUAAAAAUAAAAAUAAAAAAUUUACUUAACAAAAAGAAUUUAUAAUGUAAACAGUAUUACAUGAUUUUAUUUUCUAUGUUGGUACUUAAUACCUUCAUAAAUGGCAACACUGAUACCAAUGCAUUUAUGUCCAGUUAAAGGAGACCUUAUACAUUUGAUGUUCAAAGGCGGUCAUUUAUUUCGAAACUCUUGUCUGUUAUUAAUGUGCUGAAUAUUUAGGGGUGAAAAAUGUUUUAGGUAUCCUCUUCAAAAUUUUUAAGUCAUUUCUCUACAAAAAUGAAAAGAAUAUGUGUUCUACUAAUGUAUAUUUGGACAACGGCAUACAGCCAAAAUGGAGAUUCAAAUGAAAAAUCAUUGGGUCGAAAAUUAUGUCCACCGAUGGAAAACGUACCGCAGCCCAUUAAUCGAGUCAACACAUCUGCUAUCCUCCACGAGUUAAGAAAUGAAAUGAAGAAAAGGAAUGCACACCAUGGACCUCCAAUCGAUGCGUAUAUAGUUCCAGAUACGGACGAACAUCAAAACGAAGAAGUGGCAGACCAUGACAAGAGGCUGAAAUACCUUUCGGGAUUUAGUGGCACUGGCGGGGUGGCUGUAGUGACACAGACUAAAGCGAUUUUUUGGACCGUAUGGAUGUACCACAAACAGGCGGAUGAAGAGCUGUCCUGUGACUGGGAGCUGUUGGUUCACGGAGAGUCGAAAAGACUGGAUGAAUGGUUACUGGACGAGUUCAAGCCUAAUUCCAGGGUAGGCGCUGACCUUAAGCUCAUUUCGAACGGCGACUGGGAAUUCUUGUAUCACGCGUUAGCAAACGAGUCCAUCAGCUUGGUGCCCAUCAAUAACAACAUAAUCGACAUGAUAUGGGUGGAUAACCGGCCCGAUAAUCCAACACGUGAAGCAUACGUCUGGCCGCUGGAAUAUGCAGGCAAGAGUUGGCAAGACAAGUUGGAUUCUACCCGUGAAAAAAUCAAAGCUAUGGGGUGUGACGCAAUGGUCGUGACGGCUUUGGACGAAAUCGCAUGGCUGUUGAACAUUCGCGGCCACGACAUACCAUACGGACCUUUUCUUAAGUCGUAUGUAAUUAUCAGCAAAGACCAGUUACAUCUGUACACCGAUUCCGUGAAGCUCAGUCCUGACGUUCGGAGACAUCUGCAUACGGACAACUGUAUUUCGGCCCACUGCGCCAGGCUCCACGAUUAUGAAGCCAUAUGGAUCGACCUGAGAACACUGUCGCAAAUUUGGCAAAAAGUGCUAAUACCGUCUGCCACAGAGUUCAACAACGGAGCGAGCAGAUGCAUUUACAUUUUGAUCAAUACCGAAAAGAGAAAGCAGGCUCCUUCGCCAAUCAUGUACAUGAUGGCAGAAAAGAAUUCCGUCGAAAAGGAAGGAAUGCGACUCUCACACAUUAGAGAUUCGGCGGCUAUGUGUAAUAUAUUAGCCAAGCUAAACGAGCAGUUUAAAAGUGGACAGCAACUCACCGAACUUGCAGUGGCUAACAUGGUGGACAAAUACAGAGACGAGCAAAACUUCAGUCGUGGUGCGAGUUUCAAAUCCAUUGUAGGGUACGGGCCCAACGGGGCUAUACCUCAUUAUACACCGUCAAUUUCGAGCAGCUUGAAACUUGAUCACAUUAGCACAUUGGUCAUUGACAGCGGUGCUCAUUACUGGGACGGAACUACGGAUGUGACUAGGACGGUACAUUUUGGACAACCGUCAGCUGAACAAAUAGAAGCAUACACGAGAGUGUUGAUGGCGUCCAUCGACCUUGCGUCGUUUACAUUUCCGUACAAUUUAAAACUUAAUCAGAUUGACGUAAUUGCCAGGGCACCGCUCUGGGAUUUCGGUUACGACUACAAACACGGUACCAGCCACGGGAUCGGAGUGUUUCUCAAAGUCCACGAACCACCAGUUAAUAUGUAUUAUGGGCAAAAAGCAAGUGACAUAGUGCUCAAGGAAGGAUAUUUUAUAUCUGACGAGCCCGGUUAUUAUAAAGAAAAUCAUUUUGGCGUACGUCUAGAAACUAUAUUAGAAGUGAUUACAAAGAACGAAACAAUGGGUAAAUAUUUGACGUUCAUGCCGAUUACUCUAGUGCCGUUCGAACCAAAGCUCAUAGAUUACUACAUGCUUAGUCCAAAACAAGUGCAGUGGUUAAACGCGUACAAUAUCAAGAUCAGGAAGAUGGUGGGUGAUGAACUCCUAAAAGACAACAGUAGCCGACUAGGUUUCGAAUGGAUGAUGGAUCGAACGAUGCCGUUGUUUUCGGAUGGGCGUAGGAACGAGGUCUGCAUCUUGGUCACCGCCGCGCUAAUCGUCGCGAUUGUUACCAUCAAUUCGCUGACUGUUUAGAAUUUCCAAAA